Molecule: messenger RNA, 2118 nt
Organism: Sabethes cyaneus
Lineage: Eukaryota; Metazoa; Arthropoda; Insecta; Diptera; Culicidae
Exons: 6
Coding region: 1-2118 (705 amino acids)
Source: RefSeq, a predicted model, not a curated record
AUGUCUGGAAGUUUUAUGGAAUCCGAGCAUUCAAAAUGGUUUUCAAUUCGAAAGUACAGCAGCAGGAGCUGUAGCACAAAUUAUGAUGAAAAUUACAAAAAGGCUGUUGAGUCAUAUCAAAAUUUUAUGGAAGGUUUCCGGUUGAUCUUGUCGGAAAAUGAACGCAAAAUGAAUAAGGUCCUUAGGCGACGUUCCUUUCCACUGUGGUUUCAAGAAUUGUCUAAUGAGCAAGUUGAAGCUAUGAACCAGCUUCUGUUUGCUAUCCGAGAUGAUCUAGAUGAGGAUACAGUGUUUCGUUGUCGCAGAUUAGUUAAAAAUCUGGGCCUAUAUCCAGUUUGUCCGAAAGCUACGUUUCGGGAAGCUCUGAUAAUGUGUCGUGGAAACGACCUAUCCUUUCUUUGGUUUUUGCUGGAAUUGUUUUACUCCAAGAAAGGAACGGAUUACAGCAAUAACGAACGUUUGCUUAUGUCGGCUAUGUGCCAUCUUGAUAUGAUGACUACUCUGAGGGGGCUGGAAAGUGUUCUACCACCAGUCGGUCCAUCCUAUGGCCGCUGUGAAUUAAAUAAGCGAAAAGUUCCUUGUUGGCCAACUAGCGUUCGUUACUGUUCCCCGUACUUGGAGCCCCAACGGGUGCCACGUCCUUUGGUCCAAUGUUUUCCGGCUUGUACGUUCAAAGCACCGGUACCGUUUUGCAUUUCCCGCUAUGCGCUGUAUCAGGAUCCUGAUUUCAUUAUUCCGAACGAAGCAUCCCGCUGGUUUGCUCGGCAAACCCGGGGACAUCAGACUUCUUUCGAUGAGCAUCCAGAGGAACACGUUCAGCGCACUAUUUCACUAUCCAGCCCGUGCGGAAGUGCAGAGCUGAUCGUUAGGGAACUGCUUAACAAUCAAAUCGCCCUAAUGGUGGGACAGGAAAGCGAGCGCAGCGAACUGUGCAGGAAGCAUCAGGAUAUGGAUAAGCGCCGGAAAAAGUUGAUGGGACUGCUGGCAAAACGAACGGACGUCAGAGAGAAAAUCAUUGAGGAUGCUUCGAAGGUUGGCGAUGAAAAGCGACAAGAAGAGCAAGCGGCCCGAGAAAGCCAUAUGAUUAAGUUACUGUUGCGAAAGAUUAUUGACGAUUCCAUCGUAACAGCGAUGCUUACGCCUCGAACUAACUGCCCGGAAUGCUGGGAGUCGUUCGAACAGCAGCGUCGAUUGCGGGAAGGGACGAAAUGUUCCUGCGAUUCCGAGCGUGGCAUAUUCUGCUUACGAAGCCUGCUUGCGGUCAACCAAAGUGUUGCUCAAAAAUAUUUCAAGUGUUGUCGAGGGUCAGUUCCGUACGAGUUUGACUAUAGGAAAAUUUUGGAAGAUGAUGCCGGCGGUAAACCGGUUUGUCCAGUGAAGAAAGCCAUUCGCCUAGCGCUUGGUAUGGAAGAAGGGAAUUGCGACGAGGAAGAGGCUAUCGGAAACUGUUUGAAGGAAAUGUGGCGUUGUGAACUUAAACUUUGGAAUGAAAAGUUCCUCAAAGCGCGAGAGGAGGCCAGAGAGAAGAAAACCGAAAUUGAUCUUUUAGACUACGAGUUCGUUGAUUCUAAAGAUCCUAUAUUUCUUCAAAAACUAUUAAAGAGAGCAUUAUUGAAACUGUGUGAAGAUCCGAAGUACGUGCUGGCCACCUUUCCCGAAGCUUACAAACUUCCUUUUCUAAAUUCCUGGAUUCAGCAUCGGUACGGUGUAGGAAUUUCACGGCGACGAAAGGACGCUCGUCUACUACAACAAAGCAAAUAUUAUUGGAACUGGCUCAUUCCUCGAAUAACUGCGAUGCGUUGGCCGGUUUGCAAAGAUCUGGGCAUGCAAGGUCGUGUUAAUUAUCAUUACAAAGAGAAGUUGGAACGAACCGCUCAGAAAGAGUUGACGAAAUUCUAUCGCAAAUUCAAGCGGGUUCAAAUUCAGGAAGGUCACGUCUAUUGGCACACGAUGGAUCCCUACCGGACCAAUGUCGAUCGGUUCCGUCAAAUUUUCUUCGACUAUCUUCCCAACUGUGAACGCUUGAUUGGACCGAUGGUUCGUCCGUGGCAUCCAUUCGAGUUUCGCCAAAGUGCUGGGGUGCUACCGUGUAGUGAGAGUAAAACACGUUGCAAAUGA